Molecule: messenger RNA, 10471 nt
Organism: Apis cerana (Asiatic honeybee)
Lineage: Eukaryota; Metazoa; Arthropoda; Insecta; Hymenoptera; Apidae
Gene: Usp7
Product: Ubiquitin-specific protease 7
Biological process (GO): regulation of protein stability; protein deubiquitination
Cellular component (GO): cytosol; nucleus
Molecular function (GO): protein binding; cysteine-type deubiquitinase activity
Source: RefSeq, a predicted model, not a curated record
AUAUAUUUUUUUUAUUUAUUUUCUUUCUUUUUUUUUAAUUCUAUUAAUAUUUUUUAUUAAAAAAUUGUUUGUUAACAUAUAAUAAUCAUAGUUAUAAUAUAAAUAUUUACAAAUACAAAAUUUUUUUUUAUCAGUAUUUAAAUAACUAAUGGAAGUUUUUGUAUAGUAGAAUCUUAUUAUUUUUUAUGAAAAUAAAUGUCAAUUAUUUUAUAUUAAGAUUAAUUUAUAUUUAAAUUCUGUUAUAUAUUUUUUUGUUAUUGUAUAAUUUUUUGUUUUCUAUAAUUUUAUUAUUGUAUAAUUUUUAAAGCAAUUUAUUAUAUCAAUUUUUAUAAAAUGUAAUAAAUAAUUAUAAUUAUUUAUUCAUAUUAUAAUUUAUUUAUUGUGAUAAUAAAAUUUAUUAUAUAUAUAUAAUUAAAUUAUUAACAUAAUCUAACAUAAUCUAUAUAUUUAAGAUAUUUUUUAUUUAAUAAUAUUAUUCUUUAUUUUUAUUAUAUGCUUGUAGUUUAUAUAAAAUUAGAUAAUAUUUUAUAUAAAUUUUAUUUAUUAAUAAUAAUACAUAAUAUAUGAAAAGUUAUUUUUAUUAUGAAUAUGAGAAGUAAGUAAUAUAAUUAAUUAAUGAAAUUAUUUUAUUUAUAUAGAAAUAAUAGAAUUAAUUAAUAGAUAGAUUUAAAAACUUUAUUAACUUAUUAUUAUUUUAAAUUAAUUUAAAAUAGAAAAAAUUGUUUUUAAAAUAUAUAUUUAACUGGAUUUUAUAAAUAUAAGUUAAAAAAUAAAAUAAUUAAUGAAUAUUUAACAAAUUAUAACAAAUUAUAAAUAAAAUUUAUAUAAAAAUUAACAUAUAUUACAAAAAUUAAUAUAUUAAUAAUAUUGAAAACUAUUAAUAUAUCAAUAAAAAUAUUUAUUAUAAAAAUGCUGUAUUAUACAUUAAAUUUUUAAAACAUCUAUCAUAUUAUGUAUGUAUUUUUAAAACAUUUAUCGUGUGUGUGUACGUGUGUGUGUAAAAUGAAAUAGAAUUUUAUAAAUUUUAGAAAUAUUUUUUAUUUUUGGAACUUAAAAACAACAAUAUUCUAUCAUGAAUGUUAAAACUUAUAAUGUUUUUUAAUAAUUUUUUUCACCUAUAACCUAAAAUUAAAUCUAUUAAUAUAACAGAAUUUUUUAUAAUAUGCAUUUUUCAUAAUAUUAUUAUAUAUGUAUGUAUUUAAAAUUUAAUUCAAAGUUAUAUAUUCUUAUAUUAUACUUGUUGAAUUAUAUAGUAUAAAUUAAACCUGUAAUAUUUACAACAUAAUAUACGAUAUAAUAUAUGAAAUAUAUAAUAUAAUAUAUGAAAUUGCUACAAUUAAAAAUAAAUUUAUUCUAAUACAAAAAUAUAACAAUAUUUUUGUAAAACUAUAUUUUAAUAUUAAUUUUAAUAUUAAAACUAAUUUAAUCUUGAAUUAUAUUCAAAUUAUAUAUAGAUAAUUAAUUGUAAUUAUAUCAAUAAUUAUUUUUAUUUUCAUUUUAUCACUUUAUUCUAAAUUUAAUAAAUUAUUUAAUUAUUUUAUUCCAGUUUAAUUAAAUAAAAUAAAAUAAAUAAAAAUAUAUAGAAAUAUAAAUAUAUAUAAAAAAAUAUAUAAAAUGCAAUAUUUUUAAAUGUACAAAAUAUAUAAUAUUAAAUUAGAUAUAAAAUAGAUCUAAAUCAUAAAAUAUAUAAUGAUUUCUACAAAUGCAAUAAUUUAUACUGAUUAUAAUUAUUAAACAUUUUAAUUUUAUUAAAAAUUUCUUCAAUUUUGUCAAUUUCAUUAAAAUUUCAUUUAUUUAAAAAAAUUUCUUUAUAUUUUUAUUUCCUUUUUUAUAUAUUUAAAUAAUGAUUUGAUUUAUUUAUUUCUGUUACUGAUUCAAUAAAAGAUAUAUAAAUUUAAUAUUAAGCGCGAUAUUUAAAUUUUAUUUUAUAAAUAAGAUAAUAAAAGUUUAUAAGUAUUUAAUAUUUGUUAUUGUUUAAAUAUUAUACUAUUCUUGUAUUUUUGUUUUGAAAUUUUUGAUACAUAUGUAUUUUAUUAUUAUAAAAAUGAUAUCAAUUAUAAAAAUUAAUAUAUAAAUAUAUAAAAUAUUUAAUUUCAAUUUUUUUUAUAACCAUAAUUAGCUUUAAAAAAUAUUUUUUAAAAUUAAUAAAUAACUAAUUAUUAUUUUUCUUAAGUAAUUGAUACAAUAAAAAAGAUAUUAAUUUGUUGUUCUUAAUAUAAAUUUAAAAGUAUAAAAACAAAAAUAUUUUUUAAAAAAAUAUAUAGAAUAGUUUAUACUCAUAUUAUCCUUAUUCUUUUCUUAUUAAUGAACUAAAAUAUAGUAUUGAGUAUGCCAUCUAAAGAAUCAUGAAAAUUUCGUGGCCUAUACGAAUUGCAUGCAGAACAGACAGGCAAGAGGUAAGCAAUAGAACAGUGUAGUUCGUCGCCAUUUUGUUUAUUUUCACGUAAAAGAGAUUUGAGAGACGAUCAUCAAAGCAGAUCGUUCUAUCUUUGUUCGUGAAAACAUCAGCUGAGUGUUUCAGUAAUCAAAUUAAAAAACUGGAAGCACUGAUAAAAAAAUUUGUUAGCACGAAGAAUUAUUGGCAGAGGUUGGAAAGAGUAUUAAGAUCGAAACAUAGUGGAGCUGAAGUUUGCAAGAAGUACGUAGGUUUCACGAUUAGUAGCGCGCCGGUCCCGCGGUGCGGAAACCGUUUCUCGGAUCGGUCGAGAAAGAGUGAGGGAGUACAGAGUGAAAAGUGUGAGCAAGAUAGAUACUACAGGAAUAAGAAAAGAAAUAGUUGUAGCGACAAAAGCAGGGACAACGUAGAAAUUACGAAGAUAUUGCACAAGGGUGGAAUAUAUGUUGUGGGCGUCCCCCGAAAAAGCGGGGGCAUUUGAUAGCCGCAGAAAUUGGGCUCAUCACAAGUAAAUAUCAAUCGUCGUCGUGUGGUAAAACGACGUCGCUCUCAAGUCGUAGUAGUGACGCGAGCCCGGUUACGAUUGGAAUUGAACAAGUACAAGAGCAAAAUUUGCUUGAGCAAAAAUCUUUCGUCCCUGACGAGAAUAAUCAGUUUAUCGAACGACAACAGUCAAUUUUUGCUCGCAAUCCGUUCAUAGUUACACCAGUUAAAUUAACUUCAGAAGUAACCUCGACGGCGGAAGCCGCCUCCGAGGUUCCCGGCGCAAUCAAGACGACCAUCAAUAUCGGCAUUGCGAUGAACCACGUUAACGAUCAAGAAAAUCUUAAACAACUCAACCUGGCACCAGUUCAGGUUAAUGAAGUUGAAGAAAUGGAUACACAAGAAGGAGAAACACCAAAUGAUGGUGGAGGAGAUGGCAAUGAUACUAGUCCUAUGAACGGAGAAUCAGAAUUAGCUUGUAUAGUUCAAGAUCAAGAAAUGGAGGAAGACGAAGCAAGAUCAGAAGCAACAUUUCGCUAUACAGUGGAAAAUCUUUCUAAAAUGAAAGAAACUCAGUUAUCACCUCCAUGUUAUGUUCGUAAUUUGCCAUGGAAGAUAAUGGUAAUGCCAAGAUCAAGUCAAACACAAGAUAGAGCUCCUCAAAAAUCACUUGGUUUCUUCUUGCAAUGUAAUGGAGAAAGUGAAUCAUCAUGGAGUUGUUAUGCAGUUGCAGAUCUUCGAUUACUUUCUUGUAAGGAAGGACAGGAACCAUUUAGUAGAAAGAUUCAACAUCUUUUCUAUAGUAAAGAAAAUGAUUGGGGAUUUAGUCAUUUUAUGACAUGGCAGGAUGUCUUGGAUCCUGAUAAAGGUUUUAUUAAAGAUGAUUCUAUUACACUUGAGGUUCAUGUCAUGGCUGAUGCUCCACAUGGUGUCAGUUGGGAUAGUAAAAAGCAUACAGGAUUUGUAGGUUUAAAAAAUCAAGGUGCUACAUGCUAUAUGAAUUCUUUGCUUCAAACUUUGUAUUUUACUAAUCAGUUACGUAAAGCAGUCUAUAAAAUGCCGACUGAAAGUGAUGACUCUAGCAAAAGUGUUGCUUUGGCUUUACAAAGGGUAUUUCAUGAAUUGCAAUUCUCUGAUAAACCAGUAGGUACAAAAAAACUAACUAAAAGUUUUGGUUGGGAAACAUUGGAUUCUUUUAUGCAACAUGAUGUACAAGAAUUUUUACGAGUGCUUUUAGAUAAGUUGGAAAGUAAAAUGAAAGGUACAUGUGUAGAAGGUACAGUGCCAAAAUUAUUUGAAGGAAAAAUGGUGUCAUUUAUCAAGUGUAAAAAUAUUGAUUAUAAAUCAACUAGGGUUGAAACUUUCUAUGAUAUUCAAUUAAAUAUUAAAGGAAAGAAAAAUAUUUAUGAGUCGUUUAAUGAUUAUGUGAGUACUGAAAGCCUGGAUGGUGAUAAUAAAUAUGAUGCGGGAGAAAAUGGUUUACAAGAGGCGGAAAAAGGUGUUAUCUUUUCAUCAUUUCCACCAGUAUUGCAUUUACAUUUAAUGCGAUUUCAAUAUGAUCCAGUUACAGAUUGUUCUGUGAAAUUUAAUGAUAGGUUUGAAUUUUAUGAAAAAAUAAGUCUUGGCAAAUAUUUACAAAGUAAAGAAACAACAAGUGCAGAUUACACAUUGCAUGCAGUCUUAGUUCAUAGUGGGGAUAAUCAUGGUGGACAUUAUGUUGUAUUUAUCAACCCAGCUGGUGAUGGAAAAUGGUGCAAAUUCGACGAUGAUGUCGUCUCAAGGUGUACAAAACAAGAAGCUAUUGAACACAAUUAUGGUGGUCAAGAUGAGGAUAUGUCUAUAGCUGUGAAACAUUGUACGAACGCCUAUAUGUUGGUGUAUAUAAGGGACUCUGAGUUGGAAAACGUCUUACAAGAAGUUAAGGAAGAGGAUAUACCUCAAGAGCUGGUGGAGAGGCUGCAAGAGGAGAAGAGGCUGGAACAAAUACGAAGAAAGGAAAGAACAGAAGCAUACUUGUAUAUAACCGUCAACGUCCUUCUUGAGGAUAAUUUUGACGGUCACCAAGGGAAUGACUUAUAUGAUCCAGAACAUGCUUUGUAUCGUGUAUUUCGCGUACGUAAGCAGUGUACCUUGCACGAGUUUCUCGAAUUGCUGAGUGAUAGCUUGAAAUAUCCAAUAGAGCAAAUUCGUCUAUGGCCACUGAAUGUACGUUCAAACCAAACUUGUAGACCAAUGCCAAUUGAAUUAGAAAAUGAUCUUCAAAAAUCUAUUUAUCAAUGCGCGGAGAACCCGAAUGUAUGGAAUGUAUUUGUUGAACUUGUUCCUCCAGAUUCUGAUUUAACAGCAUUGCCACCUUUCGAUAAAGAUACUGAUGUUCUCUUAUUUUUUAAAUUAUAUGAUCCUAAAAAUAAAAAGAUUCAUUACUGUGGACAUCAUUAUAUGCCUGUCACAGCUAAAGUCCAGGAACUUAUACCAAUUUUAAAUGAGAGAGCUGGUUUUCCACCUGAUACGGAAUUAGCUCUUUAUGAAGAAAUUAAGCCAAAUUUGGUAGAAAAAAUAGAUAAUCUAACAGAACCAUUAGAAAAAGUUCUUGAAGAAUUAAUGGAUGGAGAUAUUAUUGUUUUUCAAAAAGAAGGAGACAAUCAAAUGUAUGAGCUUCCAACAUGUAGAGAAUAUUUUAAAGAUCUAUUUCAUAGAGUAGAAGUUACAUUUUGUGAUAAAACGAUUCCUAAUGAUACUGGUUUUACAAUGGAACUUUCAUUAAGAAUGACAUAUGAUCAAAUGGCAAGAGCUGUGGCACAGAGACUUGGUACAGAUCCUUAUCUUCUACAGUUCUUUAAAUGUCAAACUUACAAAGAUUCACCUGGACAUCCAUUAAAAUGUACAUUUGAAGGUUCAUUGAAAGAUUUGGUUUCUUACUGUAAACCUAAAGCGAAAAAAUUAUAUUAUCAACAGCUUAGUAUUAGAGUAAAUGAACUUGAAAAUAAAAAGCAAUUCAAAUGUAUAUGGGUUGGUCCAUCUCUUAAAGAAGAAAAAGAAAUUAUUCUUUAUCCUAACAAAAACGGAACAGUAGCAACAUUACUUGAAGAAGCUAAGAAACAAGUAGAAUUAUCAGAAAAUGGAUCCGGAAAAUUAAGGAUAUUAGAAAUUAAUUCUAGUAAAGUCUCACCUGGUCCAAGAGAAGAUGUACCUUUAGAUAACUUAAAUACAUCUGGUACAAAAUUAUACAGGAUAGAAGAAAUUCCAAAUGAUGAAUUAAAUUUGGCAGAUGAUGAAAUGUUGGUUCCUGUUGCACAUUUCCAUAAGGAUAUUUUUUCAACAUUUGGUAUUCCCUUUUUCUUUAAAAUCAAACAUGGUGAGCCUUUUCCAAAAAUGAAGGAAAGACUUUUGAAGAAAUUGGGAGUACAGGAAAAAGAAUUUGAAAAGUUUAAGUUCGCGGUGGUAACAAUGGGUAAACCACACUUUAUUAUGGAUUCGCCAGAAUAUUGCAUGGAUCUUGCAGAUUUUCGUAUUCAUCCAAAUCAAAUUUAUCCACUUUUAAAUGCAGGCACAUCGCCACUCAGGCCUUGGCUUGGCCUAGAACACGUCAACAAAGCGCCGAAGCGCUCUCGUAUCAACUACCUCGAAAAGGCCAUUAAAAUUUACAAUUAAAUUUUCAUCAUACGAAGAAGAAUAAAAUUAGGCAGCCACUCAUAUAAUUUAUACGACUCUAUAGUAAGAAAGCAACGUCUGAUAUACGAUGGUUGGAAAUGCGUUUGUAUUCGGUUCUUCAGCCAGAUAGUACACAGUUUUAAUAUUAUGAUCAUGUUAACGAAAGGUAAAUUUACGCUUUGUAUACGAUGGAUUAAGAGACUGUAAUGACCCUGCAAUGAUACUUUAUGCAUCAUGGAAGUUCUCCCUUUCGAAUCGACAGGGAUUUUACGUAAUGGCUGGAUCGAUGGUACUACAUUGAUUUCACUAUGCUCCAGCAAUGGAUUAGACACUUCUCUCUACGAAAUCAAUUUUUAUGUUUGUAAAUAUUUUGCUGAUCAAUGGCAAUUAUUUAACAAAUAUUUUUGAAAACAUUGUUUUCAUUAUAUUCGAGUCUAUCAAGAACAAGAAUUUAUUUAAAUACAUAUUUUAUUAUUAAAUAAAGAAAUACGGAUAAGAACUGCAGAAUGAAGAAAACUCGUAUCAGGAAACAAAAAGGUAUUUAUAAAUAUAGCGUACUACUUCUGUACAGUACAUUUUUUUUCGAAAUUUUAGUUAUUUGAUCCUGCCACGUAAAAUCUUUGUAAUUGAAUAUAACAAGAUCCAAAGAAACACUAUGUAUUGUUCUACGUGAUGUAAUAUUUAAUAUCCAUAAUCAGAAAAAAAUUGUCUAUAUAUACUCUUGUUUUAUAUCAUAUUCAGGAUGUUUGAAACGCAAACUUAUAAUUAAUGUUGUAAUCUUAUAUUCUAUAUAUUUUUUUGCAAAAUAAUAAAUAUUAAUUAAAAUUUUAUAUCAUUUCUUAAUGCAUUUUUAUAUAUAAAAUGUAAUUUAAUUAAACUUUAAUUGUAGAAAGAUAUAAUUAAAUUAUAUAUUUCAUAGCAAAAUUAUCAUUACAAAAUAUCUACAAAAUAAUUUCUAAAUAAAAUUUCUGGAUUGUCUUCCAAGCAUCCUGAAAUUUUUUGUUUGAAUAUUCUUUUUGUGUGUGUGUUUUAUGCGUAUUUCCUAUAUAUUUUAUUGAAAUUCUAUAAAAUUUUGCAAAUAUGUAAUAAUAGAUUAAUAUUAAUAAUGAAGUAAUUUCAAUUACAAUAUCAAAAAAAAAAGAAAAAAACUCAUUGAAUAUAGUAAAUUCAUCACGAUUUGAGCAAACUAUAUAGAAUAUAUUGGAAGAUAAAAAUUAUUUAAAAAGAAGGGUCAUUUCACAAUUUCAUUAAUCAAGCUUUUUUUUGUUUUAUUAAUUAUUUCAUAGUUUUGUUCUUUUAUUUUUUAUUCACUGCAUACAUUCUACGCGAUAACUUGCCACGAUAUUAUUACAAGAUUUCCUAUUAUUUAUGAAUCAUCUUUUAUUCAACAUUUUCUCCUGUCUGUAACUGUGAUUAAAGUCUUUCUUCGAGACGUUUUAAUUCAUGGCUCCACAAUACCUAAGAAUGUUAUUAAAUAUUGAGAGAAGAUGGAGCGAUUUAUUCAAUUUAUUUAAUAAAUAAAUUUUUUUCUAAGAGUUUAGUUUAUUAUAGUUAUUUAAAAAAAAAAGAAAGAAUUUUAAAGUUCAAUACAAAACUCUUAAAAUAUAUCAAGUUGAUGAUUUUAAUUCAAGUUAAUUAGUUAGUCUAUUAGAAUAAUUGCUACAAUACAAUUGGAACGAUAAUUUAUAUUGGUAUAUUAUAUAAUUUAAAGAAAUGUAUUAAAUGUAGCUCUUAUGAGUAUGUUAUUAUUCUGAUGAUGCCACAUUUUUUAAAGCGCAUUUCAACAUCGACGAAUAAUUACUAUAAAUUGAUAAUAAAUAAGAAAUUUAUGCGAUGUGCAGUAAUAUUUAUGAAGACUGGACAUGCUAGUUGUGAAGAUUGCAAUAUUUUGUAAACCCAAACGUGAUUGUACAGCUAGUUUGACUAACUACAGCCGUAAUUUUAAUCAUGUAUAUUCUUUCAUAUGUUUCGUUGUAAACAUUCAACUGCAGUUGAUUAUUUUUGUUCUUGAAAAUAAUUUUAAUAUAUAUCCUAUUAAAAAUUUAGAAUUUCUUCAAUUAUUUUAUUAUGUGGUUUUGAACAAACUCAAAUUUUCUUCGUUCUUUUUUUUUUUUCUUUUAACUCAUAAAAUUGUUAAUCAUGGAAAGAUAAAAUACUAAAGAAAUAUUAAAUAGUUUUUAGAAUUGAGAAAAUUAAUAAUUUCAUUUCUAUAAUUAAAUUACGUAUGAAAAUCAUUAGUCUGAUUCUUUCUAAUGAUAAUUUUUACGAUUUGCUUUUCUGAUAAAAGCAAUGCAGAAGUUUUGAUCGAAGGAAUAGCGUGUAUAUAUAUAUAUAUACACACACCUGGAAACUAUGAAAAUAUAAAUUACAUUUUAUUAUUCAUAUAUAUAUAUAUAUUUAUAUAUAUAAUUACAUAUGUAUAUUAAUUGUAUACAUAUACAUUUUAUUGUUACGUUCCUCAAUGAAUACUAACAGUAACGAUGAUUUCGAAGUUGAAGAUAGAUGAAUAUCACUUGUGACAAUGUUAAUAGUAACUAUGUAUUUUUUGCACUAAAUCAUAUGAAAAUUAUAUUGGAAGAAAAUUAUUUAAGUUAUUGUAUUAUAAUAAAAAAAAAGAAAACAAAAAUAUAUCAGAUUUACAUAUAAUAAAUAAUCCGCAAAAAAUGCACUUCUAAUACAUAAUAUGAUGCUUGUAAUUAAUUGUAACGCAUUUCUGUUUUUGUACAGCUAAUAUUGUAGCAGCUGCUCAAUUGCGAUUGUAAAAUUUAUCAAUAAUUUUUCAAUAAUUUUUUUCUAAAUAAAUAAAAAACAGAAUAAACAAGACUACGAAAUGCGUAAACGAGAUAGUUGAUAAUAAAUAGAAUAAAAUGAAUGUUUUACGAUUUUAAUCGAUUAUCUUAUUUGACAACAAUGUCAUAUAUUUUAAUUUCUGUUAACACAUUUAUGUUAAUAUUAUUUUAUUUUUAAGAAUUCAAAUUACAUUUAAUAUUACAAAUUGUUAUUAAAAAAUUAACUUAUGUAAAAAUAUAAAUUUAUUAAACUAUGUAGUAAUACUAAAUAUAAAAUCAAAUAGGAAUAUAUUACAAGAAAAAUUUAUUCUUGAAAACUUUUACAUUUGUAUGUAAUUAAAUUGAUUUUUUUUUUAAAUAUAAAAAAUAUAAGUAGGCCAAUAUAGAAACAAAGAACUAAAUAUUUUUUUAUCUAUCUUUCCAAAUUAGUAAUUCAAAUUAUUUGUUAUUUAUACAAAUUUACAUAUUUAAAAGAUAUUUUAAAUUUAAAAAAAAAUUAUAUUUUAGAUUUAAUGUAUAAGAAAGCACAUUUGCUGUAUUAAUUAAAAUUGUUGGAUAAAUGUAAUAUUUAAACAAUAUCAAAAAUUGUAAAAUGAUUUUUUAUUAUUUAACUGCAAAAUAUUUUUUAUUAUACAAUUUGCAAAACAUAUAGAAGUUUAUAUAAUAUAAUAUAGAAGAAAUUAAUGAAACUUAAAUUUAAACAAUGAUUUGAAAUAAUUUUUUUAAAAAAGAUUUUCUAAAUAAAAUUUUUCGUAUUACAUAAUUAAUAUUAUUUUUGAAAUUAUUAAUUUCUAUAUUUUAUAUUUUCUUUAAUUAAUAAUAAAUUCAAAAUAUAAUAGAAUAAUAGAAUACUCAAAAUUAAAAUAUUUUAAUUAUUGAAUAUUUAAUUUUUAAUUUUUGUAAUGAAAUAAUUUCUUAUUUGAUGUUAAAAUAGUUAAUUUAUUUUAAUUUAUUAUCAAUUAAUAUAACCUGUGUUUACAAUUUAAUAAUUAUAUAAUGAAUGUUAAUAUUGUAUAUUUUAUUCAUAUCACUAUUAUUUUAUUGUAGUUAUAAUAUGUUAGAUAUAAUAUUUGAUAUUAAAAUAAAAAUUAUCAUAAUCAUUACAAUUAUACAAUAUUAUAAUAUUAAAUUAAAUUUAUUAUUAAUACUAUUA